Artibeus jamaicensis (Jamaican fruit-eating bat) is the source of this 3389-nucleotide messenger RNA. Its product is annotated as BTB/POZ domain-containing protein KCTD12-like. The coding region runs from base 293 to 1171 and encodes 292 amino acids. The record is from RefSeq and is a predicted model, not a curated record. Lineage: Eukaryota; Metazoa; Chordata; Mammalia; Chiroptera; Phyllostomidae. Gene Ontology annotation, molecular function: protein binding. The transcript has 3 exons. Gene Ontology annotation, biological process: regulation of G protein-coupled receptor signaling pathway; protein homooligomerization.
CACAGCAAAGGAGAGGGAAGAGAGCAGGAAGGCACUACACAAGCUGAGCCAAGCCUGCAGCAAGGCGGAGAGGAUAAUAUUCGAGUGGCUGGAGAUUCAAGAAAUAAAGGUUCUGUCUUUAGGAUUUAACUAAAACUCCUAUUCUAAUGUGAGAGGCAAAAUAGACUACCUGCUUUCACCUCUCAAGCUGAAUGUGACACUGGGCCAUAGGAUUUUAAACCAUCAGUUGACUUGAACAAAUGAAGUAACUUUCAAACAUCAAGAAAGAAAAGCCUGAAACGACAAGAUCAAUAUGGCCAUGCCUGAGAAAGCAAGCUGUACUAAACCAAGGGAGGAUUUCGGUCAUUUUCCAGAGAUUAUUGAACUCAACGUUGGUGGUCAGAUGUACAUCACUCGCUAUAUUACUUUAGUUAGUGUUCCUGGCUCCCUGCUCUGGGAAAUGUUCAGUGAAAAUAAUCCUUGCUCCCUAACCCAGGACAACAAAGGGAGAUUCUUUGUAGACAGAGAUGGUUUCCUCUUUCGUUAUGUGCUAGACUACAUGAGAGACCGUAAACUAGUGCUUCCUGACUACUUUCCAGAGUGUGGCCGGCUCCAGAGAGAAGCAGAAUACUUCAAGCUACCAGAGUUAGUGAAGAUGUUGGCUCCUAAAAUCAACAAGGUCAAGUCAUUUGGCAAUGAUUUAUGCCAAAGUGAUGUAGAAGAGCUUUCCACCAACACUGACCUCACAUAUAAUAUCUCUUCAAGUAAUAACAUCCAAGUUAGUGGCCCUGAUAACACCCCAGCUCUGACAGUAAACACUGGUUCUGACCUCAAGAAGGCAGGUUUCAUCACUAUUGGCUAUCGAGGCUCCUAUACUCUGGGUAGGGAUAGCCAAGCAGAUGCCAAAUUCCGCCGUGUGGCCCGAAUCAUGGUGUGUGGUAAGACUUCAUUGGCCAAAGAAGUAUUUGGAGAUACUCUAAAUGAAAGCAGAGACCCUGACCGUCCUCCUGAGAGGUACACUUCUCGAUAUUACCUCAAAUUUACCUUUCUGGAACAAGCCUUUGAUAAAUUAGCUGAUGCUGGCUUUCACAUGGUUGCAUGCAACUCCUCUGGCACCUGCACUAUCACCCAUGACCAAGCAGAUGACAAGAUCUGGACCUCUUACACUGAAUAUGUUUUCUGCCGGGAGUGAUACUGAAAAGAAAGUCACCCAGAAAAUACAAAGAAAACAGCCAACUUUCUCUCCCUUCUGUGUUCCUGUGCCAACCAUCCUUUUUAGAAAUAAACAUGUUAAUUUUUGAUCCAUUAAAUCUUGGACAAUCCCACUCCCUUCACCAUAACCAGUUGAAUCUUUUUUGGAAACUUUCUUCUUACAUAUUCCAUUCUAUCUGGCUUCCAACCUACCUUGGAUUGGCGAGUUGAUUGUCAUUUCAGGAAAAGUAUUCAAUGUGUAGGCAUAUGUGCAUGCAAAACACUGUAAGUAUUAGAGAUGUAUUUGUUGAGUGAAUGCAGUUAGAUAAACCCACAAGAUUUAGUUAGUUAAGAUAUAUUAAGCCAUAGUUUCCAAACUAGUUCUCAGCACAAUAUCUUGUAAUUGCUUACAUACUUUGUUACCUGUACUCUCCUAAGGAAAGCCCCAUGUAUACUUAUUUUGAACUGGAGUCCCCUAUAGUAAAUGUGAAUAUGCUUUGUAAACUGUUACUGCUAUUCUUUUUAUCCAGACAGAAUGGAAGAAACUGAUGUGCAUCCUCCCAGGAGGUUCAUAGGAAGUUCAAUCAGUUCUAAAAUUAUUGAUUAUUCUUGUUAGAAGAAAGAUAUAAAAAAGCAGCCAACAAUGCCAAGAAUAAGAGGCUUAGUACUUGAAUUGCAUAAUGACUAUUACACAGGCAUAGGUGGGUAUGCCACUUUAAAAGAUUGUGUUAAAAUAUCUUUUUUUAUUAAUUAGAAUUGAAACAUAAAAACAUGUACCUAAAGGAAGUUUAAGCAAAUAAUUGCUGUUUUCAAAUACACAUAUGUAGUAGUUUGAUUUCCACUAAGUCAAACAAUUGGAUGUAUGUCAACUGUUAACUUAUGCCAGAUUAUGUAUGUGUGUGUGUGUCUUGGGUAUCAGUGGGAAAAGGAGGAUGAGGAAGAUGGACAAAAAGAAUUUCAAAAAAAGGAAAUAAAAGUUCAUCUUCUGAAAUGACUUCCAUACAAAUGACUUUUGUUACAUGGGUUGAAAGAAAAAUCUUCAUAUGAAAACACCAGAGUUUGAUACAAUGAUACAAAUGAUUAGGUUGCUGGAGAAUAUGAGACAAGUCAAGAAAAAGAAACUUUGAAGGCUCAUUAAAAAAAAAAAACCUUUAUCUCUUCUGAGUACCUUUAUAGUAACUCAAUGACCAAAUGGCCUUCUAGUUUCUUUAUUCCUUCCUUGAUGCCUCUUAUUUACCCCAUGUCUCUAUUGCAUUUGAUAUCUUUUGAUUCGUUUCCUAGUUGGGACUCUGGGUUUCAAGGAAUUAAAACCCAUUCAAUGUGUCUUGAGAAAAAUAAAAUGCACAUGUGUGAAGGGUGUGAGCGGGUGGACAUUUUAUAAAUGCACCUGUCCUGUUGAGUCCAAAGAUAAAAAUUGAGUCUGAUCAAGUUUCGGAUGUUCUUGGGAGAUGUCAAGAACUGAUGUUCUCUCUUGUCUGUCAGAGGCCGUAUGACUUUUCCUUUGAUCAUUUGAGUCUGUCAGCUCUAUAUUUUUCUCUCCACAUCUUGGGAUCAUUUAUUCAGUUUAUAUAUGCCAUAGAACAGACAUAUCAGCCUCUCAAUGAGCAUGAGAGGCUGAUUACCUCAAUUCAGCCAUUACCUCCAUAGUUAACUUCUGUAGUGACACGCUAAUUCAAAAAACCUAAAUUAGCUGUGGCUUAACAGGGAGAGUCUGAAUGGGCAGAAGGCACUGUGGGUGUGGACAACCAAAACUCCAACAGGGAACUGUUAUCAACAUUUCUAAAUAAAUUACUACCUGUGCCUGAAACAGUAAACAAUAAGUAUAUAACAUGUAAAAGACUCUGAUUGAUAUUUCCAAAGCUCUCAGAGUCCAGACUGACUACUAAUAGAUUUUAGAAUGUGGUCAGGAGUCAUUUAUGAUCUUCCAAUCUAGCUUUGCAAAUACCCUUUUGACAAGUUACUGCCCUAGAUGGGCAACAUUUUAGAUUCUAUAGAGAGGUGUUUCCCAAACUCAGCCUCUUGUGUACCAUUCUCAUGGCUUUACCAUCCCCUUAUCCCUUAUGCACUAUUAAUCUAAUCUUUUAAAAAACUGAGCUAGCCCUGGCUGGCAUAGCUCAGUGGACUGAGUGUGGGCCUGUGAACCAAAGGAUCAUGGUUUGAUUCCCAGUCAGGGCACAUACCUGGGUUGCGGGCUGGUUCCCAGCAGGGGAUGCACAAGA